UGUUUGCAUUGUGAGGAAAAGCGAACCAACCACUGCGAGGAUGACAUUUAUGAGAUCCGGGUCGCGCCUCCCUCAAAACCCUGAGUGUCACAGUAAAAACGUUUUAAUUUCGUCGGCUCAGGCAGGAAUUGAUUUCAGUGUCCAAGAUCACUGAAAGGCAAAACGGACCCUGCGAGACUCCAGUAUAACGACAUAAACUACAAUGGAUUAUUCAACCAAUUUCAGCAAAUCAACCAGCAAAAAAAAAGUGGUGGCUGUGGUGGGAGGUGGUUUGGUUGGCGCCUUGAAUGCCUGCUACUUUGCAAAAAGAGGUUUUCAAGUAGAGGUCUUUGAAUCUCGAGAAGAUAUCCGCCAAGCCAAAAUAGUCAAGGGAAGAAGCAUCAAUCUAGCUCUAUCUCACAGGGGUCGCCAGGCAUUGAAACAAGUGGGAAUGGAAGACACGAUUGUCUCCAAAGGAAUCCCCAUGCAUUCCAGAAUGAUCCACUCUUUGAAUGGGACACAGUCCCCCAUUCCUUAUGGCAAGAAAGGCCAGUACAUCCUGUCUGUCGACAGAGCCAACCUCAACAAAGAACUGUUGUCAGCGGCAGAGACGUAUUCAAACACAAAGCUGAACUUCGCCUACAAACUACUCAACUGGAGCACUGAAACAGGGGCGAUGACCUUUCUCAGGGCUGAUGGUGCAAAGGAGGAGAUCCAGGCAGACUUGAUUGUGGGGUGUGAUGGAGCGUUCUCUGCCAUCCGGAAACAGUUCCUCCGUCAGAGCCGUUUCAACUUCAGUCAGACCUACAUCCCCCAUGGGUACCUGGAGCUCACCAUGCCCCCCAUCAAUGGAGAGUUUGCCAUGAAGCCUAAUUAUCUGCACAUAUGGCCACGCAACACAUUCAUGAUGAUUGCUCUGCCAAACUUGGACAAGACUUUCACCUGCACACUCUUCAUGCCUUUUGACGAGUUUGAAAAUGUCACCACGGGCGACCAGGUCAUUGAGUUCUUCCAGAAAUACUUUCCCGACGCCAUCCCACUAAUAGGAGCGGAUGCUCUUAAGAGGGAUUAUUUCCGUCUACCAGCCCAGGCCAUGGUGUCCGUGAAGUGCUCUCCAUAUCACCUUAGUGAUAAGUGUGUCCUUAUGGGGGAUGCAGCUCACGCUGUGGUGCCAUUCUAUGGUCAGGGGAUGAACGCAGGCUUUGAAGACUGCCUUGUUUUCAAUGAAAUCAUGGACCAGCUCAACGAAGACUUCAGUGCUGUUCUGCCUGAGUACACUAGAGUCCGAGUCCCAGACGACCAUGCCAUCGCAGACCUGGCCAUGUACAACUACGUCGAAAUGCGGUCACAUGUCAAUUCCAAAUGGUUCCUGUUCCGAAAAUACAUAGACAAUUUCCUCCACAUUAUUAUGCCAAGGACAAUAAUCCCCUUAUAUACCAUGGUUACAUUUACUAGGACAAGGUACCACGAGGCAGUAAAACGCUGGCACUGGCAAGACAAAGUGAUCAACCAAGGCCUGUUAUGUGUGGCAGCAUCUGUCGUGGGGGGCUCCUACCUUCUAGUCAGAUACCCCCCUAACAUGCCAAACAUCUCCAUCGAGCAGCUGUGGACCAGGCUGCAGGCCCUCAAGAGUCGUUUCUGAGGUUUUGUGGGCUAAUACCACUUUGUCCCAGAUAGAGGGGUGAAAACUGAGCUACAAACAACAGAGCUAAAACCCAACUGACCUCAAAACAGAUGGAAAAAUACAGUGUUCUGUGACCCAAUUAGCAAUGUAAUUGUUUCAUAAUGUUCUUAAUAAACAUUUUAUUGACUGUAAUUGAAGGCCUGUGGGGCACAUUUUGUGUUAAUGUACAGGUAACUGGUAAAAUAAAGGAAACACCAACAUAAUGUUUUAACAGGGAGUUAGGCCACCGCGAGCCGCCAGAACAGCUUCCAUAUGCCUUGGCAUAAUCUACACGUGUCUGGAACACUAUUGGAGGGAUGCGACACCAUUUUUCGACAAGAAAUGGCAUAAUUUUGUGUUUUGUUGAUGGUGGUGAAAAAACAUUGUCUCCCAGAAUCAAUUGUUCAAUUGGGUUGAGAUCUGGUGACUAAGACACAAACACACACACACACACACACACACACACACACACACACACACACACACACACACACACACACACACACACACACACACACACACACACUUUAAACCCCCUAUGCUACUUUGAUACCCCUCUUUCAAGGUUAAUGAGAUCUCUUCUUCUAGCCAUGGUAACCAAAAUAAUGGGGAACUGGGCAUUUUUAUACAUAACCCUAAGCAUAAUGGGCUGUUAAUUCUUCAAGGCCAGUAAGUUAAAACCACAGUAUUUUGUUUUUUGAUUGAGGUUGCACCUGCAAGGAUAUGAGCAAAAAUAAGUUACUAUGGUCUUAAUGCUGUGCCAUGAUCACAAUGUUACUGCUCAACAAUACAACUGUAGCAGUCAUAGCUGCAUGACCUGUGUUGAAAAAUAAUUAUUUAUCAUUAAACGUUAAUACAAUUUGC
Salmo salar (Atlantic salmon) is the source of this 2506-nucleotide messenger RNA. Its product is annotated as kynurenine 3-monooxygenase. Gene Ontology annotation, molecular function: kynurenine 3-monooxygenase activity; FAD binding. Lineage: Eukaryota; Metazoa; Chordata; Actinopteri; Salmoniformes; Salmonidae. Gene Ontology annotation, cellular component: mitochondrial outer membrane. Gene Ontology annotation, biological process: L-tryptophan catabolic process; quinolinate biosynthetic process. The record is from RefSeq and is a predicted model, not a curated record.